AUGGCUGCAUUGUCUGAUUUGAGAGCAUCUGAAAUCCAAUUCGACAUGACUAUUGGACCUAUUGAAGAAUCUUAUGCAUUACUGAAUCGUUAUGAAUUGUACUUCAAUGAUGGUAAUGCAGAACGUGUAGACGCUUUGUCGUAUGGCUUCUCGAAGUUGAAAAGUCAAAGCCAACAGGUGCAAGAUCAUCUUCUAGAAAUCCAACCUACGUUUAAGAAUGAACUGAUCGAAGGACUUGAAGUAUAUAAACAAAGUGUAGAUACAUUUGUCAAUGAAUAUGAUAUGGGUGGGCCAAUGGAACCUGGUAUUGUCCCCCGCGAAGCAUCAGAUCGUCUGAGUUUGUUUCAAGCACGUUUCGACGACCUAUGGCGUAAAUAUCAAACUUAUUCAGGCGGUGAAGAAUUAUUUGGUAUGGCUGUAACGGAUUAUCCCGAUUUACAAAGAGUUCGAAAAGAAUUAAAUCUACUGCAAAAAUUAUAUCAGUUAUAUGAUUCAGUACUGGAUACUGUCAACGGCUACUAUGACAUUCCAUGGACAGAUGUAGACAUUGAUUCAAUAAACCAACAGUUAUUAGAUUUUCAGAAUAGAUGCCGGAAAUUACCCAAGGCACUUAAAGAGUGGCAAGCGUACACAGAGCUUAGUAAAACAAUAGAUGAUUUCAACGAGGCAUGUCCUUUGCUGGAAAUGAUGGCUAAUAAAGCGAUGGCUGUCAGACAUUGGGAAAGAAUAGAAGAAUUAACAAAACAUAAGUUCGAUGUGGAGUCGGAUAACUUUUUAUUACGCAAUAUUAUGGAGGCACCACUAUUAAAAUACAAAGAAGAUAUUGAAGAUAUUUGUAUCUCAGCAGUUAAAGAAAAGGAUAUUGAAGCUAAGCUGAAAACUGUCAUCAAUGAUUGGUCAAGUCAAAACUUUCAAUUCAGUCAAUUCAAAACACGUGGUGAACUAUUGCUUAAAGGUGAUAGUAUCGGUGAAGUUGUCGCUCUCAUGGAAGAUUCUUUAAUGAUGUUAGGAUCAUUAAUGUCAAACCGAUACAAUGCACCGUUUAAACCUAAAAUACAGGAAUGGGUUCAAAAAUUGACUACAACUAGUGAAAUCAUUGAAAAUUGGUUACAAGUACAAAAUUUAUGGAUUUAUUUAGAAGCAGUAUUUGUUGGUGGUGACAUAGCUAAGCAGUUACCUCAAGAAGCUAAGCGUUUUGGUAAUAUUGAUAAAAGUUGGCAGAGAAUUAUGCAAAGAGCUCAUGAGAUACCAAAUGUUGUUAACUGUUGUACAGGUGAUGAUACACUGAGUCAACUAUUGCCACAUUUAUUAGAACAGUUGGAAUUGUGUCAGAAAUCAUUAACAGGCUAUUUAGAGAAGAAACGUCUUGUCUUCCCAAGAUUCUUUUUUGUCUCAGAUCCUGCAUUAUUGGAAAUUCUUGGCCAAGCAUCUGAUUCACAUACUAUUCAGGCGCAUUUAUUAAAUGUUUUUGAUAAUACCAAAAAUGUUACAUUUGAUGAUAAAGUUUAUGAUAAAAUUUUGGCGGUCAAUUCACAAGAAGGGGAAAGUAUUCAGUUAAUGAAUCCAGUUAUGGCACAAGGUAAUGUUGAAGUAUGGCUUGGUGAUUUAUUACAAAUGUCUAGAAGUUCACUUCACUCUGUCAUUAAAUCAGCAUAUUUUGCUAUCAAUGAUCAACAGUUCAAUUUGCUAGAAUUUGAAAAUUCUUAUCCAGCUCAAGUUGGCCUACUUGGCAUUCAAAUGCUAUGGACAAGAGAUGCACAAGAAGCACUAAGACAAGCAAAAAAUGAUCGGAGAAUUAUGAACACAACAAAUCUUUUCUUCUUAGAAAUAUUAAAUGAGUUAAUCGGUGUUACAACACAAGAACUAUCAAAAAUUGAUCGUACAAAAUUCGAAACUUUGAUCACAAUACAUGUGCAUCAACGUGAUAUAUUCAAUGAUCUUGUCCAAAUGAGAAUUAAAUCACCAAAAGACUUUGAAUGGUUGAAACAAUCAAGAUUUUAUUUCAAUGAAGAAAACGAUCAGUGUAUUGUUAGCAUUACCGAUGUGGAUUUCAUCUACCAAAAUGAAUUUUUAGGAUGUACAGAUCGACUGGUCAUCACACCAUUAACUGACAGAUGUUACAUUACUCUAGCUCAAGCUCUUGGCAUGUCACUUGGUGGUGCACCUGCUGGACCAGCUGGUACAGGUAAAACAGAGACAACUAAAGAUAUGGGUCGUUGUCUUGGUAAAUAUGUUGUUGUCUUCAAUUGUUCUGAUCAAAUGGAUUAUCGUGGAUUAGGCCGAAUUUAUAAGGGAUUAGCACAAUCAGGAUCAUGGGGUUGUUUUGAUGAAUUCAAUAGAAUUGAGUUACCUGUAUUGUCUGUUGCUGCACAACAAAUUGCAAUUGUACUAACGUGUAAAAAAGAAAGAAAAUCGCAGUUUAUAUUUACUGAUGGGGAUACGGUUGAUAUGGAUCCUGAAUUUGGAAUAUUCUUAACUAUGAAUCCUGGCUAUGCCGGUCGGCAAGAAUUACCAGAAAAUUUGAAAAUUAACUUCCGUACAGUGGCAAUGAUGGUGCCAGACAGAGCAAUUAUUAUGCGAGUUAAAUUGGCAGCCUGCGGUUUCUUGAACAAUGUAGACUUAUCUAAGAAAUUCUACACACUUUAUAAACUUUGCGAAGAACAAUUAUCUAAACAGGUACAUUAUGAUUUCGGCUUAAGAAAUAUCUUAUCAGUUCUACGUACCCUAGGUGCAUUUAAACGCUCUAAUCCACAAGAUUCUGAGACAAUGAUUGUUAUGCGUGUAUUGCGUGACAUGAAUUUAAGUAAACUAGUCGAUGAAGAUGAACCAUUAUUUAUGUCCUUAAUCUUGGAUUUAUUCCCUGGAAUGCAAUUGGAUAAGAAAGGUUAUCCUGAAGUCGAAGCUUCAUUAGAAAAACAAGCAUGGUAUUUUAAGAAGUACAUUGUAAGCAUCCUUGAAUAUCCAUUCAAAUAUCAGCUUCCUAGUGUCGAAUGUUUAAAGGAUUCAAUCACUUUAAGAGCAAACGCAGGGGGAGUCAUAAAUGACCAACUUGGUCUUAUAUAUCAUCCACCAUGGGUGUUAAAAUGUAUUCAACUUUAUGAAACUCUCAGAGUUCGUCAUGGUGUGAUGACCCUCGGACCAUCUGGUGCUGGUAAAACAAAGUGCAUCAAAUCCUUGAUGAAAGCAAUGACUGAAACUGGUGAUCCACAUCGAGAAAUGCGCAUGAAUCCAAAGGCUAUUACCGCACCACAAAUGUUUGGGAGAUUAGAUGUGGCCACAAAUGACUGGACUGAUGGUAUCUUUUCAACUUUGUGGAGACGUACGCAUAAAGUUAAAAAAAGGUGA
Molecule: messenger RNA, 3345 nt
Organism: Heterobilharzia americana
Lineage: Eukaryota; Metazoa; Platyhelminthes; Trematoda; Strigeidida; Schistosomatidae
Source: the annotation of a GenBank genome assembly